CCCCGGCUCUGCGCCUGCUACGUCCCCACCGAGGUGCACUGCACGUUCCGGUACUUCACAGCCGUCCCACCGCACAUCCCUCCAAACGUGGAGCGCAUCAAUCUGGGCUACAACAGCUUGCUUAAACUGACGGAAACAGAUUUUUCUGGCCUGGAGAAACUGGAGUUACUGAUGCUGCACAGCAAUGAGAUAAAUACAAUCCCUGAUAAGGUGUUCAGUGGUUUAUAUUCAUUACAGGUCUUAAAAAUGAGUUAUAACAAGGUCAGAGUACUUCAGGAGGAUGUUUUUUAUGGUCUAAAGAGCUUGGUACGGUUGCAUAUGGACCACAAUAAAAUUGAAUUUGUAAAUCCCAACGUUUUCUACGGACUCACAUCGCUGAGGUUGGUCCACUUGGAAGGAAAUUUACUUAAGCAGCUUCAUCCAGAUACUUUUGUCACCUUGCGUUAUGGACAAAUAUUUAAAAUAUCCUUCAUGAAGCACAUUUAUUUGUCUGACAAUGUGUUGACUUCACUACCACAAGAAAUGUUUUCCUACUUGUCUGAGCUAGAGAGCAUUUACCUUCAUGGAAACCCAUGGUCCUGUGAUUGCAAUCUACAGCGGUUUGCAGCGUGGGCAAAACAGAGACCAGAUGUUAUAAAGUGCAAAAAAGACAGAAGUUCUGGUGCUCAGCAAUGCCCAGUUUGCGCUAGUCCCACGACUCGUAAAGGGAGAAGCUUAGUGGAUAUUCCUUCUGCAUCUUUAACCUGCACUAAGCCAGCCAUACAUGACUCCCUGAAACUGAAAAACCUCACGGUGCCGGGUGAUGGGGAUUUCAGUUCCGUAUCUCCCAAGGACUUCAUAGCGCCCAUAGGAUCCAUGGUUUUGAACAUGACGGACCAAGCAGGAAGUCGAGGUAACUUGGUUUGCAACAUCCAAAAGCCUAAAGAAAUGUCUCCCAUCUCAUUUGACAAAGAUGGCAACAGUACGGUACUCAAAGCAUCGUUCUCAGCUUUUCUUGUGUGCGGCAUUGAGUAUGAACAUAUUCAGCAGCUAUGGAGCAUACUGGCACUGUACAGUAAUUCUCCCUUAAAGCUGGAAAGGAAUGUCCUAGCAACUCACGUGCCUUCUGUUGGUUACAAAUAUAAACAAAUCUACUCAGAAAAAGACGAACUUUUUACCAAUAUAGAGACUGAACUGAGAGCUGAACCGUCUUGGUUAAUGCAAAGCAGAGUGGCAUUACAGCUAGACCGGACAGCAACCACACUUAACACGUUGCACAUCCAAUACUUUACAGAUGCUGAGAUUAUUUUGCCCAGUGCUGACAAAAAACAGGUGAGAAAUAACUGGACCAUCAUCUCCAGGGACAACAAAACACAGACGGAGCACACUGUUUUAGUCGGAGGGGCCGUCGAACUAGAGUGCCGAGCAAUUGGAGACCCCGCUCCUGCAAUAGAGUGGAUACUGGCUGAUGGGAGCAAAGUGAGAGCCCCUUAUGUCAGUGAGGAUGGAAGAAUCAUCGUAGUUAAAACUGGAACAUUCACGUUACGGACAGCUGACACGUUUGACACUGGGCUUUAUCACUGCAUAGGCACAAAUUACAACGAUGCAGAUACUCUCACAUUUAGAAUUACUGUGGUCGAUCCUUACGUGGAGCACAACAGCGUAAAUGGAGCCCAAGUUUCUGCGUUUGUUGGCAGCACGCUCUACCUUCCCUGUACAUCCACCGCCGUUCCAGAUGCUGCCAUUAGUUGGGUGUUACCUGAGCAUGCAAUUCUUCAGCAUUCUGUGAGAAACAAACAUAUUUUUGACAAUGGUACCUUGAGAAUACAAGGGGUAACAGAGCAAGACCGUGGCUACUUCAAAUGUGUUGCAGCCAACCAGUAUGGCGUUGAUCUGUUGGUUUUCCAAGUGCUAGUUAGGAAGGACGAAACCACUCUAAAGAAAAAACAUGUAGCUGUGGGACAAUGGGAAGAGGGCGAUGGCUCUGGCAAUGCAGUGCUGGCCUCUGCCACAACACAGGAGCAUCCUUCCGCUACUCUAGCUACCUUGACAGCUGAUCAGAUCUCUGCCACUACAGCAUCCAGAAAUCAGGUCACACAGAGCACACACAAAAGGAAUGGCUACGGGAAGAUGACUUACAGGCACUACAGGGACAAAAUAAGCAGGCGGUUUAGAGGACACAGAAGACAGUUUGUUUCCUCAGCCAGGAGAGCUGAUCCACAGCGCUGGGCAGCCUUGUUGGAAAAAACAAGGAGGAACUCGACAUUGAUAGAAAAGCAAGCAGAAGUUGCAACGAAACCACCUCUUCAAGUCCGUAAGUUCUCAGAAGUACCUGGGAAUGAGGAGGAAACAUCUGGUGAUCUCAUAUCUCCAGAAGAAGAAUUCAUGAUACCAGUAACAGAGACGACCACUGUAUCUACUCUGGGGACCAUGACAACUGCAGGGCCCCAGAUGACCAUGAAGGCAGUAACUCCCUUACCCUCUCCUUUUUCACAGUCUGCGUCAUCUGACAGCAGAAGGCCUCAAACAUAUCUAAACCCCACAAUUACACACUCGAGGGAAAGAUCUGAUUUAAGUCAAAUGUCAGCAAAUGGUAUGAAACAAUCAGCUGUAUCAAAUGCAGCAAGUAGAACAUCUACACUCUUCCCUGCUGGGCAAACGUUGGUGUAUUCUGGGGAAAGUAAUAAGCAGCAUUUAAAAUCUGUAUCUACAACACUCGUGACAAAUGUUGUGGCCACCAGCAAGUCUGUCACUUCCCAAACUGCAGCGGACAAGCUACAUGUUUUUACUGAGUCUGUUGAUAAGAUUUCGUCCAAAACAGAUCACCAGAUACCUGUAGUGACAGUCAGUGAACCAAGCCCUGGAUUUGGUCACGUUUAUUUUCAUGUUACUCAGAAACAAGUAACUCCUAAGCCACCAUUGGCCUCAACUACCAUUACUCAUCAGCAAAUUCAGACUAUUCAGGAUGUUACAACUCAUACACCCCAGGCCCAGCAGCAAUAUGGAAGACGGAGGAAAAUUUCUAGUAGGAGACGAUUUGUUAGACCAGGACGCAUUCCAGGUAUGAAAGAGCACAGGUACAAUUUGGGGAGGCCAGGAUCUGUCAGAGGAAGUACAGCUGUGGCUCCAGAUGUUCAAAUGAAUAUGAAAUAUGUAUCAAAUUUACCAACCUUAAAUAAUUUAAACCACUCCAUCAACCCACUUAGCCCAGCAGCACCUCUGUCCUCCCCCUCUACCAUGACUAUGCCAUUGGAGCACCCAGCAGGUUCUCAUCAAAACACAGCAUUCCUUGGGGAAGAGGAAAACAAAGAUAACGCAAGGCAAAAAACUACUCCGACAGCCCUGCCUUUCAUUACAACGGGAGUCCAACCUUUUAGCAUCAGACCACCAACAACGGCAAUCCACACAGCUCAUACUGCUACAGAAAUUAUAAAUACCAUAAGCACUAAGAUACCUUCUACCCUUGAGUCAGUCUCACCCAGCGCUAAGCCUAGAACCUCACCAAAAAAUUCCCAAAGAGGAAAAAUUAGUUGGGAACGUCUCUUUGGAAAUGGUGCACAAAAAGAGGUUCUGGAGAAGGUACCAAACCAACAGACAGAUGUGUUUCCAUCAAUAGAGGUAUCGACCAUGCUUCCUAAAACUACGGCAGCAUUAUCCAUGUCCAAAAUGUCUCCUUUGCACUUUACGCCUAUUUCAACAG
Messenger RNA from Balearica regulorum gibbericeps (East African grey crowned-crane), 3679 nucleotides. The record is from RefSeq and is a predicted model, not a curated record. Lineage: Eukaryota; Metazoa; Chordata; Aves; Gruiformes; Gruidae.